Molecule: messenger RNA, 4655 nt
Organism: Pogona vitticeps (central bearded dragon)
Lineage: Eukaryota; Metazoa; Chordata; Lepidosauria; Squamata; Agamidae
Gene: ITGB2
Product: integrin subunit beta 2
Biological process (GO): cell-matrix adhesion; leukocyte cell-cell adhesion; integrin-mediated signaling pathway
Cellular component (GO): integrin complex; cell surface; focal adhesion
Molecular function (GO): integrin binding; protein kinase binding; amyloid-beta binding
Source: RefSeq, a predicted model, not a curated record
UUUUUCCACUUCCCCCAGUUCUCAAUUGCUUCACACCCUACAGUGGCAAGAAAGCAAAUUAUCAGUCAAAAAAGAAAAAAAAGGAAGAGGCGUAGCCUUUAAGAGUGUUGUAAAAGCUAAGUUGGGUGUUCUCAUUUUUACAGAAGGAACUGAUCAGAAGAAAAAGAACUCCACUUUUUCACAAACGGGAAGAUCACUGAGAGGAAGCCACAAGAGACUCCUUACAGUAUGUUUCUAAAUUCUUUGCUGAUUUUGUUAAUAUGUUUCUCCUUUGGCCAGGAGAUGUCUCAUGAAUCCUUCUUUCUACUGUUGGGAGCUACUCUUCUGAUCCCCUCAACAGCACUUUCUCUUGAAUGCACAAAAUACAAUGUAAAAACAUGUCAGGAGUGUGUCACGUCUAGCCCUGGUUGUGCCUGGUGUAAGAAGCAGAAUUUCACAAAAGUGGGAGAACCAGAUUCUAUUCGUUGUGAUACCAAGCAGCAGCUCCUGUUGAGGGGAUGUGAAGAAGAAGAUAUUGUUUUUCCAAAAAGCUUUGCCAUCCCUGACCCCCCUCAUGGCCUGAGACAAAUCUACCCAGAGAAGGUGCAUCUGCAGCUAAGAAAAGAUCAGCCUGCGAUUUUUAAUGUGACGUUCCGCCGUGGUGAGGAUUAUCCCAUAGAUCUCUACUAUUUAAUGGACCUUUCAUACUCUAUGGGAGAUGAUCUACAAAAUGUGAAGAAGCUAGGAGGAGAUCUGCUUAAAGCUCUCAACAAGAUUACCAAACAGGCUCGGAUUGGAUUUGGUGCCUUUGUGGAUAAGACUGUCCUCCCCUUCGUCAACACACACCCAGAGAAGCUGAAGAAUCCCUGUCCAAACAAAGAAACAAAGUGCCAGCCACCCUUUGCUUUUAGACAUGUGCUCAGUCUCACAAAUGAUGUCGAGAGAUUUGAAACAGAAGUAGGGAAGCAGGAUAUAUCUGGCAAUCUUGAUGCGCCAGAGGGAGGACUUGAUGCAAUGAUGCAAGCUGCUGUCUGUGGAAAUAAGAUUGGCUGGAGUAAUGUGACCCGUCUGUUGGUAUAUGCUACAGAUGAUGGUUUCCAUUUUGCUGGUGAUGGUAAGCUUGGAGCCAUCUUAACACCUUAUGAUGGGAAAUGCUACCUUGAAGAAAAUAUGUAUAAACGAAGCAAUGAAUAUGAUUAUCCAUCUGUUGGUCAGUUGGUUCAAAAACUUAAAGAAAAUAAUAUCCAGCCCAUUUUUGCGGUUACCAGUAAAAUGGUUGAUACAUAUAAAAAACUCAGUGAGAUGAUUCCAAAGUCUGCUGUAGGAGAACUCCAAGGAGACUCAAAUAAUAUCAUCCAACUUAUCCAGGAUGCUUACAAUAAUUUGUCUUCCAAAAUUAUUUUGGACCAUGGUCCUUUGCCAAGCUUUAUCAAAAUCACAUAUGAUUCCUUCUGCCCUAUGAAUAUGCACAAUAAGAAUAAGCCAAGAGGAGAAUGUGACAACGUGAAGAAAAAUGAUGAGAUUACAUUCCAAGUGAAAAUUACAGCAACGGAGUGCAUUGAAAACCAGACUCUUACUAUCCAGCCUCUUGGUUUCACGGAUUCCCUCACUGUGUAUAUGCGCAGUCGGUGCAAUUGUGAAUGUGAUGAAAAAAUAUCAAGCAGUUCUGACUGUAGUGGACAAGGAAAACUAGACUGUGGUAUCUGCAGAUGCUUUACAGGCUUUAUUGGAAAAAACUGUGAUUGUAAAACAGGAGGCAAAUCUAGCAAGGAACUGGAAAAGAGCUGCCGAAAAGACAAUGCCUCAGUUAUCUGCUCUGGUCAAGGGGACUGUGUGUGUGGACAGUGUGUUUGCCACACCAGUGAUGAUCCCAAGAAGCAUAUUUAUGGUACCUUCUGUGACUGUGACAAUAUGAAUUGUGAACUUCACAAUGGUCAGCUAUGUGGAGGGGAAGCACAAGGUCGUUGUGAUUGUGGAAAAUGUAAAUGUAAACCUGGCUUUGAUGGCAGUGCUUGCCAAUGCAAGUCUUCAACAGAUAAUUGUCUGAAUGACAAUGGAAAUGUAUGCAGUCUCCGUGGGAAAUGCCAGUGCAACACUUGCCACUGUAACUCAGGCUACCAGCCACCAUUAUGUGUGGAAUGCCCAAGCUGCCCAUCUCCCUGCAGCAGAUACAUUUCCUGUGUUGAGUGUCGUGCCUUUGGGAGUGGCGCAUUUCAGAAGAAUUGUUCACAAGCUUGUUCAAACAUUAAUCUGGACAAUAAUGCUAGACCCAAAAGUAACGUGGUAACUCAUAUUAAAUCAUGCAAGGAGAAGGAUUCCCAAAAUUGCUGGAUUUCCUACACUAUGGUUCCAAUGGAUGGAGAAGAAAAGUAUUUUGUUGAAGUCAAUCCUAAGAAAGAGUGUCCAGAGCCCCCCAAUGUUGCAGCCAUUGUUGGUGGCACAAUUGCUGGCGUAGCUCUAAUUGGGCUUCUUCUCCUUCUGAUUUGGCGACUAGUAACAGAGCUGAUUGAUCGCAGGGAAUAUCACAGAUUUGAGAAGGAAAAGUCCAAGGCAAAGUGGAAUGAUGCUGAUAAUCCUCUUUUCAAGAGUGCCACCACCACUGUUGUGAACCCCAGAUUUAAUGGUCAGUGAAGUGGAACAACAGCAAUAUUAAAAAGCAUAAAGAAACUUUUCAGCAAAGAAAGAGAAGAUGAAGAUAUAAAUUUUAUUGCCCACAAUGCCUCUAUUAUCAUUGUUAUAUCAUGUACUUACAGGAAACUUUUAUGUAGUUUUUAUACACUGUAGUUUUAUACAUUGAUUUUUAAAAAAAUAGACUUAGGUGCUAGAUUGCAUAAUCACACACCCUGUGGAAUUAUCCUAACUUGCAUUUCUAGUUUUUAUACUGAUAGCUGAGUCUGCAUUGCUUCUUUAUCUCCUGUUAAAGAAUUCAGCACCUAUAAUCUAAAUUAUUUAAGCAUGUAUGGAGAAAAUGAUUUGUGAGCAUAAUAACUAACCUGUACGUAGAGUAAAUUUAUGGGUUUAUUUUAAAGAACCAUUUCACUGUUGAAUACCCAUUCACUUUUAAUAACGUGCAUUCACAUGUCAGAAAAGGUUUAUAAAUUUCUUAAUUUGAAAUAUGCUAUAAAAACCACAGCGGAGGGGACACAGUAGGGACAAACGUUUAUCAUAAACAUUUUGAGCAGCAGCUCUUACUGCUUCUUUUCUGAAAAAACCCUUAAGAGCUGUUGCCCCUCUCCAACUCCUCUGUCCAAUAUCCAUUGUGCACAAGGAUGCUGGGAGGUCAGUUCUGCUGAGGAUUUUAUUCCUGUCUACGCUGCCCAGUGAAUGCUAAGAUAGGGGAGGAAUUAGAACUCAAAGCUUCCUAAUUCAAAUCUAACACAAGACACUAUUAUGGACAGAUAUUAUUGAACGUCUGAACUGUUUCCAUUGAAAGAUACUGUGUCUAACAUUAUGGCAGUUAAUCUGAAAGUUAUUUUUAUAAGGUUUUGUCAGGAAUACUCUUCCUUAAAGGAGUUUUCCACUAAGUAAAGGAGCCAGCUUCAGCUACCAUGUUCCGUCACUCUUUGAACUGGCUGGUGAAAUCAUGGAUAGGUAGUUAUGGGCAGGCUUCUAAACCUAGAUUUCCACCUAUCCCCUUAUUUUGAGACAGAAUUUCCUAUAGCUGUGUACUUUGAGACCUGCACAACAGCCAGAGCAGGCAGGACACCCAAAUAACAAAAGUUACCAGCACAGCUCCAUGGCUAAGGCACUUUCUUUAGGCACUUCACCCUUGUACCCCAGAAGACUUACACUUGAAUAAAUUAUCAAAAAAAUUAUUAUCAAAAUAUAAACUAUGCAAAAGGAAGUAAAUUGUACUAUUACAAUGCAAAGCAUGCUCUAAAAGCGGGUACAGUGUUAGUGAACCCCAAUAAAAGAAUAAAUGCUGUCUAGCUUUACCUAAUUACUAUUCUAAGUAAUCAUGACUACUUGUCUCUGUCAAUCACCCUAAACAGACCAAAGGAUCUGUUUUAAAUCACUCUUUUUUAAAUCACUGGACAAAGAUACUUCAAGUUGAUUGAGACUCAAAACUUUGAUCAAAUUCCAACACGUUCAGAAAUACAUAUGAUUAUAUUCCCAUGUUUUGCAUGUCCUUUAACAGUCACAAAACAGAGUAAUUGUGUAGACCAUCUAACUAAUGUGACGUGUCCACCAAUUCCAUAGGAAGCCAGAAGAUGACAUAAUGCCCCUGGUCCACAGAAAAUGUCUCAUUAGCAAUGUACAUAAUAUUUCAACCCUUAAACACUUGGAAGAUCUUAUGUCAAACAGUACUUUCUGUAUUUUAUGAUUCUUUAAUAGUUCUGUCGAAUACUUCCAAAAAUCUACAGUUAUUUCCACAGGUUCUCCACACAGAAGUUUAUUUUUUGCUUUAUGCCAUUUCUGAGCAGAAAGAUAACUGUCGAAGCUGUUGCUGCCACAGUAAGGGAAAGGGCUGUAUUUAGUACCUGCAAGAAGAAAUCCAGUUUGAGUCUAGAUAGGAUAGGAUAAAAAUAGGAUAAAAAUAGAAUACACAUUGAACAUACACAGAGUCUCUAACUUUCCAACUCAAGUAUCUGCUUAAGACAGCAUCCCUCUGUAAAGGGUUGUUUUUUCUAUAUGAGUGGUCUAAGGACUAUAACAAUAAACUGAACUGCAUCACA